CUUCAUCGUUGUCGUCAUCUCUGCUAGGGAUCCUCUUCGUUCGCUUUCGUGUUUACUGCUUUGAACGCGUAGACACAGCUACGAUUGACGCCACUUGAUCUCUACACGACUCGAGGCGUGUUGUGACAUUCCUCUGCAUCUUCUUUCUUCUUGACCUCACCCACUCGCUACUACAAUGGCAACGCUUCAGCCCCGUCAGCCAUUCGCCUCCCUUGACAGCCCUAGGUUGCACUCUCUGGCGAGUGCAAAGAACAGACAGAAUGCUGUCACUGCAUCCCUCAAGUCGGGCAAGGUCACUCUCUCGCCUUCCACUAAACGCCGGUGCCCCACGCAGUUCGAGGAUGAUCUUGAUUCGGAGAACAUUGAUCCUUCAAUCUUCAACUCCCCUUCAAAGCGGUCAAAGGCAUAUGGUGGUACUCCUCAGAAGGUCUCCAAGUUUUCCCUCACCACCGUACCAUCUUCAGCCCGAUCUGCCCCUAGCCAAUUUAAGUCCUCGAUGGCACGCAAUGCCGUCUCUUCUCCAGUCACUGCCAAUACCACUCCAAUCAGCCAGAGCCGUGGCUCUCCAAAACAUAAACGUGUUGGGCUGCUCUCCCGUCGUAAGACUGGGGGGUCUCCAUUCCACCGCGUCGAUCCGCCAUCCUUUGGUCGUAAAGCACAGUCUGGACUACCAUUCUCUCUCGAUGCUGCUCUUUCUGGUUCGAUUCCCACGUAUACCCCCAAGGCAGCCCCCGAGCCAAAGCCUAUCGUGGACGAGCCGAUGCCAAAAUCUUGGUUUUUCGAGAUUCAUGAAGACACUGCAGAAGAGGAGGCUACCAAUAUGAUGGAGCACUCAGCAUGUGUCCUCGAUAUCAGCUCCGACGAUGACUGUGAGACCAGGCUACAGAAAGAAGCCAAAGAUCGCGGAAAAGAAAACAUCCCACCCCCGGACUUCAUUGCCUCUGUCACCGCAGCCAGUAGCACCAGAACUUCUUCAGAAUUCAACCCUAACACUCCCGCUCAGGACCCUUUUACUGCUAAGGUGCCCGCCAAGGAACGUUUCGCCUCCGUCGACGCAAUGAACGAAGACCGUAGAGCUCUUGGAGAUCUUCCUGCCGCAGAUUACUAUGGUCCGGGCCUGGACGCACAGUCCUAUGUCAUUGUGAAUGCACCUAAACCAUCCCGCCUCUCCAAGGAGUUCAAGGAUUUCGAUUUCUAUUCACCAGCGUCCAAGAAGAACGAACCUGUCGAGAAAGAGAAAAAGGACAUCCCUAUCUGGACCGAGGACGCCCAAGCAGAGCCUACUCCUGUGGUAACUCAAUCGCGAAUACUUGCUGAUGAGUUAUUCGAAGAGGAACCAGCACCUAUCGAGAAGGACUUUGUUAUAGUGUGAGCGCCUCGUGCGGGGUUCUGUGUCCCGCGCAUUUUGUCUGUGUUUUGUGUGCCUCACGUGUCAUGAGCAUAUAUGCACUUUCCCCUUUGCGACUCAUACACUGCACCGGAAUCAUGCCUCUUGCCUCACCUUGCACUACAGUCUCCUUUCUUGUGCCUGGCAAGGGCUUUCGACGCCG
Molecule: messenger RNA, 1550 nt
Organism: Pseudovirgaria hyperparasitica
Lineage: Eukaryota; Fungi; Ascomycota; Dothideomycetes; Acrospermales; Acrospermaceae
Exons: 2
Coding region: 176-1372 (398 amino acids)
Source: RefSeq, a predicted model, not a curated record